Messenger RNA from Dermacentor andersoni, 2203 nucleotides. RefSeq lists its product as uncharacterized. Gene Ontology annotation, biological process: regulation of gene expression. The record is from RefSeq and is a predicted model, not a curated record. Lineage: Eukaryota; Metazoa; Arthropoda; Arachnida; Ixodida; Ixodidae. Gene Ontology annotation, cellular component: nucleus.
UUUACUGGUUCUAUCAUCCUUGGCACAGACUGCGCAUGCGUGAUAAUUCAACAACGUUCUGUCUCAGAAAGAAGCUAGUGCUCCGGAGCGUCGUCACCAGCCAUGACUGAACAACGAAACGGUGAACAAACGCCUCCCGCGUUUGCUUUCGUCAGAGAAGCAACCCCGGGUACAAGCCGUGAAGGCGGCGAGGAUGCCUCACGCCCUUCGGAUGAUUACCCUGCGUAUAUUGACGAGUACAUCAAUGACGCGUUGAAGGCGUUGAACCGCCAGACCGAUGCUACUGACGUCAAUGAUGACACUGACAGCGGAAGCACGAACUACGCACCUGUGGUGUCCACCACUACUGCCGAUCACGCCUGGCCCAGAACGGGCCACGCUAACAUCGAGAAACUAUGCUCCCCUACGAAAGACACCGCGAGCUGUUCUGACGACGCCUGGCGUUGCCAGCGGAACGCGCAGCACAGGCCGAUAGCCGACCAGACGUACAACCUCGACGGUGUCUAUUCCAGCAGUAGCCCUAGUCACCUGCACCUGGGGCCCACAAGCAGCAUCGAUCACAAAAAGCCCAGCACAAGCCGCGCUGGAAUGGUGGAGGCAUCUGCAAGUUUACAAUACGGAGCUAGAAAUCCUCAGACCACGCGGGUUCACCAAAGCAACACGCAGUACUACCCGACUGCAGGCACAUCCACCAUCCAGGGGUAUACACACAACAGAGAAACUGUAAGCACCAGUUUCACACUUCCAGUCUACAGCAGCAGCGGCGGUGGCAAAUACGCAGUGGCCAGUACAAGCCACGCGGGCACGGAGGAAGCAUCGUGCAUUCUGGGAAAUGAUGCUAGAAUUCCUGACGCCACCGGCGCUGAGCCAUGGAGUAUGCAGUACUACGCGGCUUGUGGCACAACUACAGUCUCCGAUGCCACUGACAGCGGAAGCAUCAGUCACCCGCCCAUGGUGUCCAGCACCAGCGCCGAUCCCGCCACGUCUACUACAAGCCUUGCUGGCUUGGAGAAACCAUCGUUUAUCCCGGAAGAAACCGACAGAGUUCCUGAAGAAACCAGAGAAGCAGCGUGGCAACAGCGAGAGAACCAGGCUACCAACAGAAUGCAAGAGUGCCACUUGUGUCGGUUCGGUUUCACCUACGCGGAGGCCUUUCAAAAACACGCCGCUGACCACUCGCUUGGGAAAAACCACAACUGUCCCGAGUGUGGCAAACUGUUUAAGAGCCGUUGGAAUCUCACGAGGCAUUUAGGUACGCACGGCGAACCGUCCUUUGAGUGCAGCGUGUGCGGCAAAAAAUAUUACACCAAAGGUGGCCGCAAGAGGCACAUGCUUUCAUGCCGCGUUGGCGCACAGGACUGAGAAGCCGUCGACGGGUCUCCUUAACAGGGCAGCACCCGCCACGAAAUUGGUCGAGCAGGUCCGGAAGCACCGUCGCACCUGACGGUGGAUUCGGCAUCGCUACAGCCGGAUAUUCACUCGGGAGGAGUGCCUUCUCUGGAUGUCACCCUCGCACCAAGAUCCGUCAUGUGCCUUCGAAGAGAACUUGCGGUCUGGGCCUCAACAGUACUAGCUGGGAGCUAACUUCCUGACAAACAAAACUGGGCUAAUCUUAUUUCUUCUGACUAGGGCUGAAGAAGGCCUGCGAAUAAAGUUCUUACAGUGGUUAUCUCGAGGAAUACUGUCCGCCAGCUCUGUGGUUUCCUUCGAAGAAUGCACCCUUUCUUCGCAUUCCUCUAGCCAUGGUUAAAAUAAAUUUGUCUCCUGGAUUGAACAAAGUAGGGAGAUAUCAUUCUUGGAAAAAAUAGUAGUAAGGAUAUUUAUAGUAGAGUUCUUAACAGUGAAGCUGAGUAGUCCCGCCCUAAUAUUCUCGAGCCUUGCUGGUAAGGUUAUGAAUAGUUUUAGUGCCCUGCAUUGUACAAACAAAACUGCUAAAAAUGGUCCAUAUUUGUUCAAUGGUGGAAGCUCAAGACUCUGCCCGGUGAAAGGGGAUACUCACAGCUGAAGAACAGCUACAAUAGCUGGCUUAGCUCAGGCAUGUAACUAAUGAUCAAAUAAAUCAUUGCAGUGGCUAAUUAUUGGACAAUUAUGACGAUGCUUUACUGCCAUCCCUUUUAUAACGGAGUGGAUACAGCCAACUAUCUCGUCAAGCAGGCUAUAGCCUGCUUGAUUUAUUAGGUGUACUGUACAUCCUUUUAUUAGU